AUGUUUGAGUACGUGGUUGUUCGGUCUGAUAAGAAAGACUAUCUCGUGAAAUGUUCACGUGAUGAGUGUAGUUGGACAUGUAGAGCAUCGAAGUUAGCCAGAACAGAUAUGUUUAAAAUCAGACACAUUGCAGAAGGUCACAUAUGUGCUUCAAACAUCGUACUCAGUACUCAUAGGCAAGUAACAAAGACAGUUGUGUCAACCUGCAUUAAGUACAAGUACACAUCAUCGCGCACCAUAUACACACCGAACAAUAUACGCAACGACGUGCUGCAUACAUAUGGAGUAUCAUUGAAUUAUGUCAAAGCUUGGCAAUCUCGAGAGAAAACUCUGAAAGUGCUAAGGGGUGCAUCUAUAUGGGGAUGGAAACAUUGUAGGCCAGUUGUUGUGAUUGAUGGCACAUAUCUAAAUGGACACUAUGGUGGCACCUUAUUCACGUUGAGGAAAGUAUAUGGGGAUAGAGACGAUUUGUGUUUUGUGUCGGAUCGUCACAACAGCAUCAAAAGGGCGAUUGAAAACGUGUAUACGGGAACAUGUCACGAGAUAUGUUCGUACCAUCUACUACAAAAUCUAAAAUCGCGGUUCGGGAGAUCGGGACAAAAUAUAACACAAGCAUUCAGUGCAGCUGUUCGUGCCUACACACUGUUGGAAUAUGAAUAUUACAUGCAACAACUCGACUCGAUUAAUGAGAAGAUAAGAGGUUAUCUGGACGAAGUUGGACUUGAGAGGUGGUCACGUUUCCACAUGUCUUCAAACUGGUAUUCCACAAUGACAUCGAAUAUUGUGGAGUCGGUUAAUGCGGUCACAAAGUCUGCCAAGAACUACCCUAUUAUAGCUUUGUUGGAGUCAUUAAGACAAAUUCUACAAUCUUGGUUUUGCAGACACAAGGAGGACGUCCAAGGCACUUUUACAACCUUGUCAAGCAAGUAUGAGAAGAAGAUGAGGGAAAUGAGCACAGAUAUGAGAAACUUGAGGGUUUCCCCUAUUAAUCAGGCAACGUUCUCAGUUAGCGGUGAAAGUUUCUCUUUCGUUGUUGAUAUAGAAAAUCGGACGUGCACAUGUAGGAUGUUUCAAGUUGAUCAACUACAUUGUCCACAUGUUUUAGCUGUGUUUGCGAGUAUGAAGAUGGAUCUAUAUGAAUACUGUUCCUACUACUACUACACAAGAAAUCCAGCUGAAUGGAUAGUACCAAAUGAUGUCCAUGACAUGGUUGUAAUUGCACUUAAUCAAAAGCGAAGUUGUGGAAGGCCUACUAAGAAGAGAUUCAGACCAGCGUAUGAGGAAAAUAUAAUCGUCAAAUGCGAUCGGUGUGGUGAAAGUGGUUACAAUCGUAGAACAUGCAGCAACUUAGUUCCGUUAAGUCAAAACAACAAGAAUAAAGAGAGGAAGAGGACGAAGACUGGAAAUACACAUUGA
Molecule: messenger RNA, 1416 nt
Organism: Olea europaea var. sylvestris
Lineage: Eukaryota; Viridiplantae; Streptophyta; Magnoliopsida; Lamiales; Oleaceae
Exons: 6
Coding region: 1-1416 (471 amino acids)
Molecular function (GO): zinc ion binding
Source: RefSeq, a predicted model, not a curated record